UUGUUCCCACCGGCCGGCUCCAGGUGAGGCGGGAGCACCCACGGAGGUGGAAGCCCCAAAAUGAAGGAAACGAGGGAUUACUCCGGAUUUUGGGGCGUGGAAAGGAGCAAGCGGGCAGGUUACAGCCUUGAGAUGAAGUCAGAGACGCGUGUUGCCUGUCAGGUGACGAUGGCCGUGCUGUUCGUAGCUCUGCUCGUCACGGCCAUCACUUUUGCGGUGCAGGCUUUUCAGCCUCGUCCCCAACCCUGCUUUCGGUGUCCGUUCGACUGGAUCGGGUACAGAGGAAAAUGCUACUAUUUUUCGGAGGCUGAGGGGAACUGGACAUCCAGCCAGGACAACUGCUCGGCACUUGGUGCUUCCUUGGCCAUGCUCGACAGCGUGGAGGACUUGAGCUUCGUCAUGAGAUACAAAGGCAUCUCGGAGCAUUGGAUCGGCCUUUCACGGGAAGAGGAGGAGCAACCGUGGCAAUGGGUGAACCACUCACGUUUAUCUCACCUGUUUCAGAUCCGCGGCGGUGGCCUCUGCGCCUACCUGAACGACAACGGGCUCAGCUCCUCCUGCUGCAGCGCCGAGAGGAGCUGGGUUUGCAAUAAGCCCGAGCUGCAGAGCCCAGGCGAGGGCAACAGGACGUGACGGGCUCAAAACCUUUGCAUCAGCUCCUAAAGGGCUGCAGGGAGCGCUCCUCAAUCCCAAAUACCCGGUGCACGAUAGGGAAACAAAAGAAAACCCCAAGAAAACCCACAGAAAAAGCAAACUCAGGGAAAAAA
Messenger RNA from Gymnogyps californianus (California condor), 767 nucleotides. RefSeq names its product C-type lectin domain family 2 member E-like. The transcript has 6 exons. NCBI's taxonomy places the organism in Eukaryota, Metazoa, Chordata, Aves, Accipitriformes, Cathartidae. The record is from RefSeq and is a predicted model, not a curated record. The coding region runs from base 61 to 633 and encodes 190 amino acids.